AUGCCAAAAGACAAAUAUGAACCACCGAAUGAAAGACGGCAGCACAGGAUUAUGCAAAAACAUGAGAUAGCAGAAGGCAAGCAGUCUAGGUGGUCAGAGCUAGAAAUCUCAGGCUGUGUUCAGAAUCUGAGCCUCAACUUAUGGAAGGUGGAAUGGCUGACAGUGUUGUACCUGGACAACAACCACCUGUCCCACCUACCCUCACAGAUUGGGACACUAGUCAACCUUGAACACCUGGAUGCCUCGCACAACUUCAUUAAUCAGCUGCCACCAGAAAUUGGGGAUCUAGUGAACCUACGACAGCUCAAGUUAAGCUCAAACAGAAUACAAGAUUUGCCGUAUGAGCUGGGAAAGUGUUUCCAGUUGCAGACGCUGGAUCUCUCCAACAAUCCCUUGAACUUUGAUAUCAACAAGUACUACACAGAAAGCAUUGGCAAGCUGCUGGCGGUUCUCCUGGAUUCUAUGAACUGUGAGUACACCAUGUUUGCAGCCUCUUCUAUGU
Molecule: messenger RNA, 502 nt
Organism: Candidula unifasciata
Lineage: Eukaryota; Metazoa; Mollusca; Gastropoda; Stylommatophora; Geomitridae
Source: the annotation of a GenBank genome assembly